AUUAACAGAUCAAUCCAUCUGAGUGUAAGAUAUUGCUCACGGAUCCACCUCUUCAUCCCUCCAAAAACCGUGAAAAAAUGCAUGGUUUGUUAACUGGUUUGGUUAUUGAUUCUGGUGAUGGUGUUACUCAUGUGGUUCCGGUGGUUGAUGGCUACUCUUUCCCUCAUCUUACCAAAAGAAUGAAUGUCGCUGGCAGACACAUAACAGCGUAUCUCGUUCAUCUACUAUCUCGACGAAGACUGUUUGAUCAGGGUGAUGCGUAUACGGUACAUGUGUGUGAAGUCUGUGGACUCAUCGCCAUUGCAAAUCUGAAGAAGAAUUCUUUUGAAUGCAGAGGUUGCAAGAACAAAACAGAUAUUGUUCAGGUAUCCAUUCCAUAUGCUUGCAAAUUGCUCUUUCAAGAGCUUAUGUCAAUGGCAAUUGCACCACGGCAGACAGUGAGGAGCUUUGCACUCUGAUUUUGUAGAAACUUGAACUUCCCUUCUGUUUUGGUCUUCUUCUUUAAUGUUUCUGUACUUCUUCUGAAAGCUAGUACAUUAUGUUAUAUAUUUAACGUCAAAUAACUCGCGUCACUUUUC
Arabidopsis arenosa is the source of this 578-nucleotide messenger RNA. The record is from the annotation of a GenBank genome assembly. NCBI's taxonomy places the organism in Eukaryota, Viridiplantae, Streptophyta, Magnoliopsida, Brassicales, Brassicaceae.